GAUCAAAUGACCCCCCAGGAGACAAACUGCGUCCUUCCUCCUUGUCCAUCUUCAUUUUAAUAAUGUUUGCUCGUAUGGAGGGGCCUAGUACCGGAAAGCCUGGUUGGGACAUUGCGCUCUUCAAAUGCGUCGUCCUGGAAGAAAAAUGAGGAGGAAGAUGAGACCAGGAGAAUCCUCUACUCUUCCGUCACUCGUUAUCGGUUUAUCUUUUAAGUCACUUGAUGUCACUUGAUUCCACGGUUUCCGCCGUAGCUUAGAUAAUAACGUGCCCCGCGUUUGGUGGUGUGUUGUCACCAACUGCUUCUUCAAUUGAUAUAAACUUAUCUUGUGCUAAUUAAUCUUGACUCAUUCUUCUCAAUUAACCAUAGUCGGAUUGGAACUUUUAUCCCCAAGGUUAUCACCCUGAACGAAUACGAUACAAUGGCUACUCCAGUAGGUCGUCUUCAAGGAAAGAAUGCUAUAAUUACUGGUGCUGCAGGAGGGAUCGGCCUCGAGACUAGCAUCCUCUUCGCCCGCGAAGGUGCCAAUGUCCUCAUGGCCGAUAUAUCUGCCCCUGCCCUUGAGAAAGCUCUCGCCAAAGUGAAGGAGGUUGUCCCCAAUGCCUCCCGAGUCGAAACCUUUAAAUGCGAUGUUUCCAAGGAGUCCGAGGUACAAGCGAUGGUAGAGUCUCAAGACAGCUGGGGCGGAACCGACGUGAUCUUCAAUAACGCUGGUAUCAUGCACGCUGACGAUGCCGACGCCGUGGACACACCGGAGAAGAUCUGGGAUUUGACACAGAAUAUCAACGUGAAGGGAGUGUGGUUUGGAUGCAAGCAUGCCGUGCUUAGUCUCCGUCGUCAUAAGAAGACUAAGGGUAGCAUCAUCAACACUGCUAGUGUAGUUGCCUUGGUGGGUAGUGCCACUCCUCAGCUGGCUUACACUGCCAGCAAAGGUGCGGUGCUGGCCCUGACCCGUGAACUCGCCAUUGUGCAUGCUCGGGAGGGCUUCCGUUUCAAUGCACUGUGCCCCGCCCCGCUAAAUACCCCGCUCCUACAAGACUGGCUGGGUGAUGAUAAACCUAAGCGGUUCCGUCGUGAGGUGCACUUCCCGACUGGACGAUUCGGCGAGGCCAUUGAACAGGCGCACGCAGUGGUUUUCCUUGCCAGCGACGAAAGCAGCUUCGUCAACGGUCACGAUUUUGUUGUUGACGGUGGAAUGUCCAAGGCAUACGUCACCCCCGAGGGACCAGCCACCCCGGCCCCUAAGAACUUGGGCCACUAAAUCCGCAUGUUUAUGCUUAUACCACGAUUGUCGAUGAAUGUCUUUAUUGUCUCAAGGCAGAUGCAAUAGAAGAUCUAUUUUAAUACCUUCAGCCAGCCCCCAAUGUAGCAGAUAUCGUCCAUUCCGGACCCCAUGAAGUCGAACUUACCUGCCGCUAGCCUGCUCGGUCAUCCUAAC
Messenger RNA from Aspergillus pseudonomiae, 1437 nucleotides. Its product is annotated as putative short-chain dehydrogenase/reductase family protein. The record is from RefSeq and is a predicted model, not a curated record. Gene Ontology annotation, molecular function: oxidoreductase activity. The transcript is spliced from 5 exons. Bases 421 to 1260 code for a protein of 279 amino acids. NCBI's taxonomy places the organism in Eukaryota, Fungi, Ascomycota, Eurotiomycetes, Eurotiales, Aspergillaceae.